This is a messenger RNA of Asparagus officinalis (garden asparagus), 693 nucleotides long. RefSeq lists its product as uncharacterized. The coding region runs from base 1 to 693 and encodes 230 amino acids. The transcript is spliced from 3 exons. The record is from RefSeq and is a predicted model, not a curated record. Lineage: Eukaryota; Viridiplantae; Streptophyta; Magnoliopsida; Asparagales; Asparagaceae.
AUGGAAAAGUUGAAGCUAUCGAAGAAUAUGAGAGCAAGAACAGAUUCAAUAUUUAGCGAAUUCCUUUUAAGAGUUGGAAAUGAUGAUGAACCGACAGUGGCUGAUGACCUAAUAGCAUUGCCCACUUCUAUUUUGAUAAAGAAUCAAAGUGAUGAUUUACCAGAGGAUUGUCUAAUAAAUGCAAUUUUCCCAUAUUUAGAUGAGAACUUCAAAUCCAUUGACUAUAUCAAAGAUCGAGCUAUCCUGGCAACAAAAAAUGAAUAUGUCGACAUGCUAAAUGAUAGAAUCAUAAAACAAUUUCCAAGUGAAGAAAAAGAAUUCUACAGCUUUGAUGAAGCAGUUGAUGACACUAAUCAUCACUACCAGCCAGAAUUCCUAAACACGUUGCUACCAAAUGGACUACCACCCCACAAGCUGGUAUUAAAGAAAUAUUGUCCUAUUAUUUUAUUAAGGAACCUGGAUCCGACUAAUGGGCUAUGCAACGGAACAAGAAUGCACAUCCAAAUAAGCCAGCUCAAGAAGUUUCAGAAAGAAUGGAUCAUACUUCGAAGUGCAGAGGCAACUUAUAAAAAUGUAAAAGGGUCAGAGAAAAUACUAAAGCUGAUUGUUGCUGACGCAAAGGGUAACAAAAUACAAGCAGUAAUGUACGGAGAGACUAUCGAAAAGUUUAUAGAUAUGCUUCAAAAAAAUUAA